This is a messenger RNA of Ictalurus punctatus (channel catfish), 2768 nucleotides long. RefSeq names its product NLR family CARD domain-containing protein 3. Lineage: Eukaryota; Metazoa; Chordata; Actinopteri; Siluriformes; Ictaluridae. The annotation marks the transcript as partial. The record is from RefSeq and is a predicted model, not a curated record. The transcript has 6 exons.
GACUAUUUCGACUAAUAACCCAUAAAGAUCUUUAAAGUGUUUUACCAAUUUAUCCACUUCUGACUAAAACCGCUUCUGUAUGUCUAGGUGCCGGUGCCCGUCGUCAGUCCCUUCUCUCACCGUUACUGGACCUGGAUCUGGAUCUGGACCUCCCUUAUGUUUAUUUUAUGACAUUUUUUAUCCACAACAUAAGCUAUAAUAUAUAAACACACUGAAUGUACACCAGAUGCAGAAGAGUUUUGUGGGUUUGUACUGAAGUUUGAAUGUACACAGGUUGUUUUAUGACUUGAUACUGAGACUAUUUUCUGUAAGUGAACUCUGUGCUGAUACAGGGUUUGAUUUAACACACCGAUGUUGCAGUGAAGUAAACGUGUGUCCUGCUGUAAUCUGGAGAAAGAGACAUGACCUCCAACAUGAGUGUGUCUGGAGAACAGGACUUAAAGAGAGACGAGAGAAUGAUGGAGGGAAAGAGAUCAGACUCACCAGAACCCAGCUGUGUGUCCAUGAAGAGUGACGCGUCAAUGGGAUGUCCAAUUAACUUCAGAGACGGAGCCAGUUCUCCUGAUGUGAGACCACAACAGAAGAAAUCAAACCUCAGCAGAAAUCAGCUGGACUCCAUAUUCAAGGAGCUGGAACAUAAAGUCAUCACUCUGAUAAAGAAUGAGCUGGAGAGGUUUAGGAAGCUCCUGAGUCCAGAUUACCCAGCAUGCACUGAGAGGGAGGUGCAGGAUGAGGAGGAUCUGCACAGUGUCAGCGAUGGAGCGCUGAAGAUCACACUGCAUGUCCUGAAGAACAUGAACCACACAGAUCUCGCUCACACACUGCACAACAAGUCUGUGGGCUCUGUGUAUCAGACAAAGCUGAAAUCCAGCCUGAGAGAGAAGUUUAAAAGAAUUAAUGAAGGAAUCUCACAGCAUGGAAGCUCAGCACUUCUGAAUGAGAUCUACACCGAGCUCUACAUCACAGAGGGUUGGAGUGGAGACGUCAAUAAUGAACAUGAGGUGAGACAGAUUGAGACAGCGUCCAGGAGACCAGCAACACAGGAGACACCCAUCAAAUGUAAUGAUCUCUUUAAAGACAAGUCCAUCAGAAGUGUGCUGACUAAAGGAGUUGCUGGAAUUGGAAAAACAGUCUCUGUGCAGAAGUUCAUUCUGGACUGGACUGAAGGAAAAGCAAAUCAGGACGUCACCUUCAUGUUUCCACUUCCCUUUAGAGAGCUGAAUCUGAUGAAGCAGAAACAUCUCAGUCUGAUGGAUCUUCUUCAUCACUUUUUCCCUGAAAUGAGAAAACUAGAAGUAAUAGACUCCUACAAAGUGGUGUUGAUCUUUGAUGGUCUGGAUGAGUGUCGACUUCCUCUAAAUUUCCAGAAGAAUGAGAGAUUGUGUGAUGUGACAGAGUCAGCCUCAGUGGAUGUGCUGCUGACGAACCUCAUCAAGGGGAAUCUGCUUCCCUCUGCUCUCCUCUGGAUAACCUCUCGACCAGGAGCAGCCAAUCAGAUCCCUCCUGAGUGUGCAGACCAGGUAACAGAGGUACGAGGGUUCAGUGAUCCUCAGAAAGAGGAGUACUUCAGGAAGAGGAUCAGUGAUCAGAGCCUGGCCGAUAAAAUCAUCUCACACAUGAAGUCUUCAAGAAGCCUCUACAUCAUGUGCCACAUCCCAGUCUUCUGCUGGAUCUCAGCCACUGUUCUAGAGAGAAUGUUGGGUGAAGCAGAGAGUGGACAGAUCCCCAAGACUCUGACUCAAAUGUUCACACACUUCCUGAUCUUUCAGAUCAAACACAAGGACCAAAAGUACCAUCAGAAAUGUGACCCUGAUCCUCAGCAGACCAGAGAGAGUAUCCUGGCACUGGGAAAACUGGCUUUCCAACAGCUGGAGAAAGGAAACCUGAUCUUCUAUGAGGAAGACCUGAAAGAGUGUGGCAUUGAUGUGAGAGAAGCGUCAGUGUACUCAGGAGUGUGUACCCAAAUCUUCAGAGAGGAGUUUGGGCUUCACCUGGGGAAGGUGUUCAGCUUUGUACAUCUGAGUGUUCAGGAGUUUCUGGCUGCUUUAUAUGCAUUUUUCUCCUUCAUCAGCAGAAAUGUAACAGAACAACCAACCACUGAUCUGUCUGAUCUUCUCAACAAGUCAGACAUGUCUGAUCUCCUCAGGAGUGCAGUGAACAAGGCCUUACAGAGUGAGAAUGGACACCUGGACCUGUUCUUCCGCUUCCUUCUGGGUCUCUCACUGGAGUCCAAUCAGACUCUCUUACGAGGCUUAAUGCCCCAGACAGGAAGCAGCUCUCACAGCAAACAGGAAACAGUCAGGUACAUCAAGGAGAAGAUCAGGGAGAAUCCAUCUCCAGAGAAAUCCAUCAAUCUGUUCCACUGUCUGAAUGAACUGAAUGAUCAUUCUCUAGUGCAGGAAGUACAGACUUACCUGAACAGAGGAGAUCACAGUCAUCUCAGUGGAACCAGACUCUCUCCUGCUCAGUGGUCAGCUCUGGUGUUUGUGUUACUGAACUCAGAUCAGGAGCUGGAUGAGUUUAAUUUGAGUAAACAUGACCCAUCAGAGGAAUGUCUUCUGAAGCUGCUGCCAGUGGUCAAAGCCUCCAGAAGAGCUGAUCUGUGGGGGUGUAAUCUGACAGAGGAAAGCUGUAGAGUUCUGUCCUCAGUUCUCAGAUCAAACUCCUCCAGACUGAGAGAACUGAACCUGAGUGUCAAUAACCUGCAGGAUUCAGGAGUGAAGCUGCUCUCUGCUGGACUGGAGAAUCCACACUGUACACUGGAGAUA